AUGGAAUUCAAUUUGUCCUUAGAUAAUAAUAAAUUUGUCGUAUCCGAUAAUGAGAACAAGAUGAAAUCAGCUUUCAAGGACUUGUGUAUUCGGAUCGGAUGUUCAAUUCAUUAUGUUAAUAAACAACUUGAACACUGUUUCACCACAGAUAUUGUUGAUAAAGCUCCAGUUAAAUGCGAAAUCGUUCAGCAAAUGUUCUUUCAUGUACGAAAAAUUGUAUCUCAUACCAGACGAACACGUAAACAAACAAAAUUAUCUCGUAAACUUCAAUCAUAUUCUGAUACCCGAUUCAAUGGUGCAUUUUUAACAAUGAAUGUUUUCUUAUUAGUGUUCGAUGAAUUACCUGGUGUUUUAGAUAGAACUCUUAUGAAUGAUUAUGAAUCAAUAGAUAAGGAUUUACUUUAA
Molecule: messenger RNA, 405 nt
Organism: Rotaria socialis
Lineage: Eukaryota; Metazoa; Rotifera; Eurotatoria; Philodinida; Philodinidae
Source: the annotation of a GenBank genome assembly